AUGGUGGCCGAUUACAACCACGCCGUCCUCGCCCGCCUGAGGAUCGCCCUGACGAAGUGGGAGGUGAGAGAGAAGGAGUUUGCUGCCACGCAGCCGCGGGUUCACCGGCGCAGGAGCAGCAGGGUGAUUGCCAUCCCCGACGCUGACGGCGGCAGGAGCACCCAGUUCACCAGGCAGAAGGUGGUCAAGGUGCUGCUUUAG
This is a messenger RNA of Gaeumannomyces tritici R3-111a-1, 201 nucleotides long. RefSeq lists its product as hypothetical. NCBI's taxonomy places the organism in Eukaryota, Fungi, Ascomycota, Sordariomycetes, Magnaporthales, Magnaporthaceae. The transcript is spliced from 2 exons. The record is from RefSeq and is a predicted model, not a curated record. The coding region runs from base 1 to 201 and encodes 66 amino acids.